This is a messenger RNA of Postia placenta MAD-698-R-SB12, 1085 nucleotides long. RefSeq lists its product as hypothetical. The record is from RefSeq and is a predicted model, not a curated record. Lineage: Eukaryota; Fungi; Basidiomycota; Agaricomycetes; Polyporales; Adustoporiaceae. The transcript has 5 exons. The coding region runs from base 163 to 1023 and encodes 286 amino acids.
GCUUUGUCCUUGACGACUCCUGGCCCUGCGAGCUCCUCCUCCGUCCCUCCUUAUAUAAGGCCCUCCUUUUUCUUCCCUCAUUGUUCCCGAGGUUCAGCUCGCCCCGCCCGCUACCCGACCACCCUCUCCAUCCUCCACUCUCUUACCCACGUUCUUGUCGCCAUGUUCUUCGCCAAGACACUCGUCGCCCUCACGCUCGCUUUCUACGCCUCUGCGCUUGCUACCCCGCACCUCGCCCGGAAUGCGCACCACCAUCGUUCCAUUGCUGCCCACCAUGUGGAGCCUGUGGUCAUUGCUCAGCCCGAGUCGGUCAUAGUCAAGCCGAAGCGCAAGCGUUCCCUUAACAAGCGCUGCAUUCCUUCGUCCUCUGCGAACAGCACGGUCGUUGCCUCUUCGGUCCUUAGCAGUGCUGCACCCGCGAGCUCUUCUGCUCCUGUCAAUGUUGGUGGCGCGCCCCCGACGUUCUCGUCUUCGAUCGUCGUGUCUGUCCCUGCCUUCACCCCCAGCAGCACAUACGUCGCACCCACCAGCACCUAUGAGACACCUUCCAGCACCUAUGUAGCGCCGCCUACCAGCACCUAUGUGGCACCCACUAGCACCUAUGUGGCGCCCACCAGCACCUAUGUUCCUCCGUCGCCGACCUACACGCCAACAUCCACCUCGUCGGCUGCUGCUUCCGGUCCUACCUGGCUCUACGAGACCAACACGGGUGAUGCCACGUUCUACGCGGCUGGUCUUGGUGCUUGCGGUAUCACUAACACCGAUUCCGACUACAUUGUUGCAGUCUCCUGGCAGCUGUUUGACAACUACCCGGGUUAUGAUGGCACGAACCCGAACACCAACCCUGUUUGCAACAAGCAGAUCACUGCCAACUACCAGGGCAAGUCGGUCACGGUCACGGUCACCGACCGCUGCACAGGCUGCGACGUGACGAGCUUGGACUUCACUCCCACUGCCUUCCAGGAUAUGGCUCAACUUGCCGUUGGUCGUCUCACUGGUAUGACCUGGGUCUGGUCAACAUAAGCAUUCCGCGCAUACCAGCGUGUGAGCAGCAUCUGCUGCUUAUGCUGCACAUACCAUCUACA